UGGGCUACUGCUGUAGCCUGGACUCCACCGGCAAUCUCAGGUGUAUUUUUGCUGGCCCAAUCCCUCUGGCCCUUCCUGGAUGCUGUUAGGACACAUAAGCAAUGCCAAACCAAGUGCAAUUUUUAAGAUAUCUGGAUUAAAGUCAGGUGAUAACGCAGUCCUCAAUCCAUUUGGCCAGUCUUCCCAGCAGCCCAGUCAUAAUGCACAGAUAGGAAUCUCAGUGGAGCCUCUAGAGCAGCUGUCCCAGCAGACACCUGCCACCAACACCUCUCUAUCCACACUGAACACCAUGGUGGCAUUCUCACAGAAAAUGCUGGAAAAUUUCUUCAAUUAUGCUUCCUCGUUUGCUGUAAAUCAAGCCCAGAUGGUGCCGAAUCCCUCAGAGACGUUUAAAUUUGUUCGGCUGAGCACUCUGCAGAAAUGGUAUGAAAACUUUCAGAAAAGAAUGGAAAGUAACCCUAAUUUUUGGAAGACGUGAAGUAUUAGACAGCUAUUUGCUUUUUUUGUUAGUUAUUUACAGAUAAGUAAAUUCACUGUGAAAGAGGUUUUUCAUAGUCUGUAGAUAGGAUGAUAAAAUGAAAUUACUUAAAAACUAAAAAACAUCAGUCAUACACAAUGUUUGGCCCACCACCUGUAGACCUUGGGCAGCGUCCUGUCUCCCGAAAGCCAUGUUUGACUGAUGUUAUUUAGACUCUAAGUUAAGAAUACUUCUAUUUCAUCAGAUCAAUUUCAGUAGAUUAAAAAGAGAUAUCUGUAAUGAACAAAAAGUAUUUGGAUGUUCAUUAAGUUGUAUGAGGUUAAGUAGGCAUCAUCGGUGCAUAGAAAAGAAAGACGGAUUUACAUAUAUGUAUGCUAUUUAAAUGUUCUGUUCUAUAAACAGUCAUUUAUAAGACCCAACAUGCUUUUUAUUUUAAAUUUGUUUGGG
Molecule: messenger RNA, 925 nt
Organism: Lingula anatina
Lineage: Eukaryota; Metazoa; Brachiopoda; Lingulata; Lingulida; Lingulidae
Product: protein Hikeshi-like
Biological process (GO): protein import into nucleus
Cellular component (GO): nucleus; cytosol
Molecular function (GO): Hsp70 protein binding; nuclear import signal receptor activity
Source: RefSeq, a predicted model, not a curated record